AUGAAAGCUUUCAGUCCCAUGAGGUCCGUUAGGAAAAACAACCUUUCAGACCACAGCCUGGGCAUCUCCCGGAGCAAAACCCCAGUGGAUGACCCAAUGAGCCUGCUCUACAACAGGAACGACUGCUAUUCCAAGCUCAGGAUGCUGGUGCCCAGCAUCCCCCAGAACAAGAGGGUGAGCAAGACGGAAAUCCUGCAGCAUGUCAUCGAUUACGUCUUGGACCUGCAGAUCGCCCUGGACUCGCACCCUACCAUUGUCAGCCUGCACCACCCGCGCCCCGGCCAGAGCCAGGCAUCCAGGACGCCGCUGACCACCCUGAACACGGACAUCAGCAUCCUGUCCUUGCAGGCUUCUGAAUUCCCUUCUGAGUUCAUGUCAAAUGACAGCAAAGCACUCUGUGGCUGAGUAAAUGGUGUUCAUGACUUUCCCCCCUUUGCACAACAACAAAUCCACAGGAACUUAUUUUUCAACCAUUUCACAAGGAGAACAACAAGUUGAAUGGACCUUUUUAAAAAAUGGAAGCAGAACUAAGAAGGAUCAGAUCCUCCUCCCCAGGGAGUUUCUGACCUGGCUGGACUAUGAUAGUUAUUUAUGAAAAAGACUUUUAA
Phyllostomus hastatus (greater spear-nosed bat) is the source of this 608-nucleotide messenger RNA. RefSeq names its product DNA-binding protein inhibitor ID-2-like. Bases 1 to 405 code for a protein of 134 amino acids. The record is from RefSeq and is a predicted model, not a curated record. Gene Ontology annotation, biological process: negative regulation of transcription by RNA polymerase II; cell differentiation; circadian regulation of gene expression. Lineage: Eukaryota; Metazoa; Chordata; Mammalia; Chiroptera; Phyllostomidae. Gene Ontology annotation, cellular component: nucleus; cytoplasm. The transcript has a single exon. Gene Ontology annotation, molecular function: protein dimerization activity; transcription regulator activity.